AUGGACCGGAAGACGUGGCUUUGGAGGAAAAGAUCUUCGGAGAAGACAAUUGUUGUACAUGGAAAAGCAGAUAUUGCAAAUGAAAGUGACAGAGAUAAGGUACAGUCGCUUGCCAGUGAAAAAGAAGUGGCUCUCGAGAAUUCUCUAAAACUUCUAAACAAGAAGCUGGCUUCUGCCGUCGAUGCGUGUGCUGCUAAAGAUGAACUUGUAGUAAAUCAUGUCAAAAUGGCACAAGAAGCCAUUGCAGGGAAGGAGGAAGCAGAGGAAGAAGUAAGGAGCCUGAAAAAAGAACUCGAUAGAGCUUUGCAGCAGAGUGUGGUUGCAAACGAAACGUUAGGUCACCUAAAUUCUGCAUUGAAGGACUGCAAGGAGCAAUUAAAUUUAGUGAGGGAGGAACAAGAGCAAAGAGUGCACGAUGCUGCCAGGAAAACAUCGGAAGAAUUGGAAAAAGCACAUAAAAUUCUAGAGGGAAAACUAACAGAAACAAGUAAAAGGCUUGCAGAUUUGACUGUUGAGCAUUCAUACCUUAGCAAGACCCUACUAGUACAAGAAAAUUUGAUUGAAGAGAAAAAUAAAUGCAAAUCACAAACAGAGGCAGAAUUUAAUGCACUAAUGACAAGAUUAGACUCCACAGAAAAGGAAAAUGGUUUUCUAAGGUACGAGUUUCGGAUGCUUGAGAAAGAAUUUCACCUCCGAAACGAGGAGCUGGAAUAUAGUCGUCAAUCUGCAGAAGUUGCGCAUAAACAACACUUGGAGAAUAUAAAGAAAAUAAAGAAACUUGAAGCAGAGUGCCACAGGUUAAGCACCAUAACGCGCAGGCGGCUGCCGGAUCCGGCUCUCUUGGCAAAUAUGAAGAGUGAAAUUGAAAUGAAGGGAAGAAACCAGGUGGAGAAGGGAUGUAGAAAAUUGAAUUCGAUUAGAGGAGGUUUAGUCGUGAAAGACUCUAGAGCCGAAUAUAGUCCAAACAUCCUAAGUAAAAAGAUUAAUGACUUGAUGGAGCGUUUGCAUGAUUUGGAAAAGGAAAAUAAUAUUCUCAAAGAGGUUCUAGCAAAGAAAGUGGAUGACUCUGCUUUAAUUUCAGAAGUAGGGUACGUCAAACAUAAGGAAACUCAAACUGCAACAGAGUGCAAAAUGAUUGGAGCUCAUGAUAUCACCCUAAUGGACGAUUUUGUUGAAAUGGAGAAAUUAGCAAUUGUUUCAAUUGAUGCCCCAUUGGGGAGUUCUUUUGCUUCUUCUGAAGCGAGUUACACGUUAUCAGAUUCCUUUGAGGAUAUGUGUGGGAAUAGUAUUUCAACAACUAAGGAACUUGUUCCAGUGGAACAAAAUGAGUUCAGUGAUAUUGACAACAAACUUCAAACAAGAAAUCCAUUGUUUAGAAAGCCCAGCAAUUGGCUUCAGAAAGUCAUGAUUGUGAUCUUGGAAGAAACCCGUAUUUCAGGAAGAAGCCUGAAUGAACUUUUUGAAGACAUUAGAAUGGCUUUGCACAGUAUGAAUCACCAGUCAAGCCCUGUUAAUUAUGAAAGAUCUAAACUACUUUCCAUUAGUGGCUACAUCACUUGGAAAUCUGCAACAUCUCCAAGAACAAUUUCAGAACAAGAAAACAUGGGAACCUUUGCGGAAGAAACGACCACUGAAUUUAACCAAUCUGAUCUGAACAGAUCUAUGCGUGAAAUUAUGGAGCUAGUUACACAGUUUCAUCCACCAUGUGCAGAGGACUGUAAUGUGCCAUUCAACUUGUUGGACACAGAUUUCAAUGCCUUAAUAUGCAAGCAGUCUUCAACAGCAGCUGAUUGCAUUAUUCGUGUUUUCCAAUGGAAUAGUUGUGAACUUGAUGCUGUUCUACGGCAAUUUUUUCAUGCAUGUAGUUAUUUACUGGAUGGGAAGAUCGAUUUUGAGAAAUUCAUCAGGACAUUGACUUCUACACUGGGAUGGAUCAGCCACAAAUGUAUAACUUCUAAUAAUAACGUUACCAUCAGAGAUGAAUUCAAGAGGCACCUAGGUGGGGAUGGACCAGGAACUGCUCUGGGACUUGAAUCUGUGCAAAACCUUAUGCUUGAAAUGGAGAAGAUUCAUUCUAUUCUCCAAUUAGAAAAUAAAGGAUUAAUAAAUGAGUUGAAUUUCAUGAAAUCCUUGGUAAAAGAUAUGGAGGUCAGUCUGCAGUCAGCGAGGGAGAUGAAUGGGGACUUCAAGCAUGAACUAGAGCAAUCAAAACAAAGUAUUGUAAAGCUACAAACUGAGUCGAAAGUUUUGAAAGAAUCAAAAAGAAUAAUUGAGGAUCAGAUUGAAAAUCAGAAACUGAUAAAUGAAGAUCCUGAUACCCCACUCACUGUUGCCAGAGGUAAAAUAAAUGAAGUUCUCCAGAAAUUAUCUUCUGCUGAAGUAGAAUUGGAUGACAAAAGCCAUUGCUGUGAAGAACUGGAGGCGACAGGUCUCGAGCUUCAAUUGGAAAGUACUGGCAGCAAGCAGUAUCCACAGGACAACGAAAAUCAAAAAGAGAAGCUGCACAAAACUGAUGUGGAGAUAACAAAUACUUCUGCUAAGUUAGCAGAGUGCCAAGAAACCAUCCUAAAGCUGGGAAAGCAGCUAAAACGGCUGGCUUCAGAAAAGGAAGCUCAAGUAGUCAACAAGUUUCUGUCGAUUGAAGAUAAAAGUAAUAGCAGGUCUAAGAAGCGAUCAUCAUUUCUUGAUCAGAUGAUAUCUGAAGACAGUGCAGAAGUUGAGGACGUACAACCUCCAAACACAAGAGAGAGUACAAGCCCCCUUAAAGCAGACAAAUUGCCUAUCUUUCGUGCAACUCCAGAAGCUUAUCGUGGGCUGACGCAUAAAGCUGAAAAUGCCAAAGCCGAGGCUUUGGUCAUUGUACCAAGCAAAAAGCUGGGAGGAGUUCUCAAUUUCUGGAGGAAGUUUCUGCUUAGGAGGAAGAAAGGUGGCAGUAAAAAAAAACCUUAUGUUCCGUCAGAUCAACUGGUUCAAAUUGAGGGAAUGAGUAGAAAGAGAGAUAAUUUGAACGUCCCUGGAGGCGGCAAGGCGCUCCUGAAAAAAAGGGAUGGCGAGGUCGACGCCCUACAGACUCAACUGAAGACUAGUGCUUCCCAGGAGAUGAGUGAUGGAGAGGGAGCUAUGGCCUAUGAAUGGUGA
This is a messenger RNA of Fraxinus pennsylvanica, 3138 nucleotides long. NCBI's taxonomy places the organism in Eukaryota, Viridiplantae, Streptophyta, Magnoliopsida, Lamiales, Oleaceae. The record is from the annotation of a GenBank genome assembly.